Molecule: messenger RNA, 351 nt
Organism: Dermatophagoides pteronyssinus (European house dust mite)
Lineage: Eukaryota; Metazoa; Arthropoda; Arachnida; Sarcoptiformes; Pyroglyphidae
Source: RefSeq, a predicted model, not a curated record
AAUUCAAUGUUACUAUCAUCAUCACCAUUGAAACGUAAUGAUAAUGGUAUCAAAUAUGGUUGCCUUAUAAAUUCAUCAAAACUAAUGUGGCCAACAUUGUAUUGGGUCGAAUUGAUUCUUAACUUAAAUCCAACACAUGUAAAUAUACAGCCACCUAUUGGUUCAUAUUUAUCGGAUGAAUUAAAAACAGAAGUUGUUUGUCGUUCAUAUGGUGCACGACCAUAUUCAUUAAUUACCUGGAUUUUGGAUGGUGUUAAUGUUACAGAAUUAAGUGAUUAUGAUUUUGAAAUGAAUUAUACUGAAAGUGUAUUACGUUUUAAACCACAAUGGAUACAGGAUCAAAAACGUUUA